Microsporum canis CBS 113480 is the source of this 381-nucleotide messenger RNA. RefSeq lists its product as uncharacterized. Bases 1 to 381 code for a protein of 126 amino acids. The transcript has a single exon. The record is from RefSeq and is a predicted model, not a curated record. NCBI's taxonomy places the organism in Eukaryota, Fungi, Ascomycota, Eurotiomycetes, Onygenales, Arthrodermataceae.
AUGACGGUAAACUCUACCACUCAGUACAUUGGCCACCAACGUUCGUACCGGCUAUAUAAGCUCGCGAGGGAGGCGAGGGUUUCGGCAGAAGAAGAGUCGAGAAUCAAUGCAGAGGUUAAAAAUGCCGACCUCCAAACGGAACCGUUUUGCAAGCCCGCAGAUGUUCCAGGCCAUCGCGUGAGCCUGGUUCACACAGGGCCCCUGUACAACAGAGCACACAAGAGUAACAAGUUGGAACAGGUGAUGCGAAUUGCCCAGAUUCGCAAGAUCGUAUCAUCUGUGAUCCUAUGUGGUCAGCCAAUCGGCCAUCCUGGCUGCUUCUCAGGGCGACAAGCUCGCCUAGAGAGAAAAAGGGAAGAAAAGAAAAGAAAAGAAAAAUAG